Messenger RNA from Closterium sp. Naga37s-1, 4263 nucleotides. Lineage: Eukaryota; Viridiplantae; Streptophyta; Zygnematophyceae; Desmidiales; Closteriaceae. The record is from the annotation of a GenBank genome assembly.
AUGUAUGCUGUGUCUACUAGUGAUGAGGGUGACUGCUACCUGUGUGUUCCGCCUGACCCGGGCAUUGAGGCUGCUGCUCUAGGUGCUGGUGAGACUGCUGCUCUAGGUGCUAGUGCGUCUACUGCCCCAGGUGCUGGUGCGUCUGCUCUCUCAGGUACCACGUCGGCUCAGGCCCUACACACCUUCACCCUUGACUCGGGUGCUUCCCGCUCCUUCUUUCGAGACCGCACCACGCUUACGCCGCUUCGUCGGCCGGUUGCGGUCUCCCUGGCGGACCCCUCUGGGGGUCCUGUCCUUGCUAGCUUCUCCACUGUCUUACCGUGUCCGGCAGCCCCCUCUGGCACCCUGUCCGGUCUCUACCUCCCCUCGUUCUCUACAAACUUGGUGAGUGGUGCUGAUCUACAGGAUCGGGGGGUUGACCAGUUCACUCCUGCGAGUCAGCGGGUGACCCACUGUACGUGUGCUCGGACGGGCCGACACUUGGCCACGUUUACCCGUCGACCGGGGUCGAGCCUGUACACACUGACUACUGAGUCUCCUCCGGUUACUGAGUCUGGUCAGGUCGCUGCGUCGCGUCAGGUGUUGGCUGCAGCGUCCAGGUCUGGUCCUGAGUCUGCUCCCUGCUCGUGUCGUCUCCUGUCCCACCAGACUCUCCUUUGGCACCACCGCCUUGGUCACCCCUCCCUGCCUCGUCUCCGAGGCAUGGCCUCCCGUGUCCUUGUCUCUGGUCUCCCCCGGUCCCUACCUCCCCUGCCUCCGGGGCCUGCCCCUACCUGCGUCCCCUGCGUCGAGGGACGGCAGCGCGCCGCCCCUCACUCCUCCGAGUUUCCUCCGACAGCGGCUCCACUGCAGACUAUUCACAUGGACGUGUGGGGCCCCGCCCGCGUGCGUGGCCAGGGUCACGAGCGUUACUUCCUGUUGGUGGUUGACGACUACUCGCGUUACACCACGUGUUCCCCUUGCGCAGCAAGGACCUUCACGCUUCCGGCUUCUCCACAGCAAAAUGGGAUUGCUGAGCGCCGCAUUGGCAUGGUCAUGGACGUCGCUCGUACGUCCAUGAUCCAUGCGGCUGCCCCCCAUUUUCUGUGGCCGUUUGCGGUUCAGUACGCAGCGCAUCAGCUCAACCUUCAGCCCCGGGUCUCCUUGCCAGAGACCUCCCCCACCUUGCGGUGGACGGGGAAGGUUGGUGAUGCGUCUGCGUUUCGGGUCUGGGGAUCUCGAGCGUUUGUCCGCGACUCGUCUGCGGACAAGCUGUCCCCCCGUGCUGUUCCCUGCGUCUUCCUUGGCUUCCCCCCUGACGCGCCUGGGUGGCAGUUUUACCACCCCACCUCGCGCCGUGUUCUGUCCUCCCAGGACGUCACCUUUGACGAGUCGGUGCCUUACUACCGUCUCUUCCCCUACCGCACUGCGCCCCUCCCCCCGCCGCCGCUCUUCCUUGCGCCAGGUCCUCCCCCGGUAUACCCUUUCCCCCCUCAGGGUCCUGCCCCGUCAGGUGUGUCCCAGGUAGACGCUGUCGAGCCUGUCGAGGUAGCUGUUGAGUCUGGUGCUGCUAGGGGAGCUGAGCCUGUGGGUGCCGGGUCUGGGGGUGUUGAGCCUGGGGGUGCGGAGCCUGGGGGUGCUGAGUCUCGAGGUGCUGAGUCUGGGGGUGCUGAGCCUGGGGGUGCGGAGUCUUGGGGUGCUGAGCCUGGGGGUCCGGAGCCUGGGGGUGCGGAGCCUGGGGGUGCUGGGUCUGCUCGGGUGGCCUCUGGCGGUGCUUCGUCGAGGCGGGAGCCACUCUCUCCGCAGGAGCUGCGCGAGUGGUUUGCCCGACGCUGGAGCCGAGCUGCUGGAGCUGGAGGUGCUACUGUUGCUCCUGGUCCUGGAGGUGCUCGUACUGGCGGUACUGGAGCUACUGGGACUGGGGGUGCUGCUGGCGGUACUGGAGCUGACGGUCCUGCUAGAGCUGGAGCUGCUGGAGCUGACGCUGCUGUGGGUGUUGGCGCUGGUGGUGCUGCUGGCGCUGGUGCUUCUAGGGCUGUUGGAGCUGGAGGUGCUGCUGGCGCUGGUGCUGACGCUGGGGGUGCUGGUGCUGUCCCUGCUGGUUCUGGAGGCGCUGCGCGGCCGCGGCCGUACUUCGUUCCGCUCCUUGAGCAGGUUCUUGGUCUCCCGCCCUCUACUGGUCCUGCUCCUCCCUUAGAGUGUCCACAGCCUGUCCAGUCCGAGUCACAGUUACAGCCCGCCUCCCCCCUUCCUGCUCCUUCUCCCUACACUGGUCCUACUGGAGGUCUUGCUGAGCGUUGUGAGCCUGCGUCUCAACCUGCGUCGCCUGUUCGUGCUGCUCGCACUAGUCGUCGUGCUCCGCGUCCGCGUCCUCCUGCAGUCCCAGGCACACACCAGAUGGCACUGCGUCCUUCCACUGCUCCUCUGCGUGUCCCGUUGCCGUCUCCUCCAGAGUCCUCUCUUCCUGUUCCUGCUGACCCAGAGUCUGACUCUCUUCGUGCUGCCAGUCCUACUGUCACGCGUCUCCUGGCCACUGUUGUUACUGACCCUUCCUUUGAGUCCACUGCUGCAUCUGCCUUCGUUGCUGAGCUUGUCGACUUUGCUGCUCGCUGUCGUCUAGACUACGCCACUAGUCUCGUUGCUGAGUUUGAGUCUGUCUGUCCUCCGUCCGUCGCGGGUGAGUGUGCUCUUAGCACGGACGUCCUUGAGGACAGGCAGGAGGAGUUCCAGUGUUUUGCUGCUGCUUUGCCUCAUCUCUGGCAGUCAGCCAUGGAUGCAGAGAUGGCUUCCUGGAAGUCCACAGGCACUUACGUCGACGAGGUUCCCCCACCUGGGGCGAACAUCGUCAGUGGCAUGUGGAUUUUCAGGGUGAAGCGGCCGCCGGGUUCUCCCCCUGUCUUCAAGGCGCGUUACGUGGCUCAAGGCUUCAGUCAGCGGCAGGGAGUUGACUACUUUCAGACCUUCUCCCCGACCCCGAAGAUGACCACUCUUCGGGUUCUACUACACGUUGCUGCUCAGCGAGAUUACGAGCUUCACUCUCUUGACUUCAGCACUGCUUUCCUGCAGGGCAGCCUGCACAAGGAGAUCUGGCUGCGCCGCCCACCUGGCUUCACUGGGUCGUUUCCUGCUGGUACCCAGUGGAGCCUCCGGCGGCCAGUCUACGGUCUCUGCCAGGCGCCCCGUGAGUGGCACGACACACUGAGGACUACUCUUGCGGCUCUUGGGUUUGCUCCUUCUACUGCUGACCGGUCGCUGUUUCUUCGCACCGACACUUUACUGCCGCCGUUCUACGUCCUCGUGUACGUCGACGACUUGGUCUUUGCUACGGCUGACACUGCUGGACUCGCCCACGUGAAGUCCGAGCUGCAGAAGAGACACAUGUGCACAGACCUGGGUGAACUGCGCAGCUAUCUUGGCUUGCAGAUCACUCGGGACAGAGCACGGCGCACCAUUACCCUGACUCAGUCACACAUGGUGCAGCAGGUCCUUCAGCGCUUCGACUUCACGUACUCCUCGCCUCAGGCCACUCCUCUGUCUACUCGCCACUCGCUCUCAGCUCUGCCUUCGGAUGAGUCCGUAGAGCCGAGUGGCCCGUACCCAGAGCUUGUUGGCUGCCUCAUGUACCUGAUGACCUGCACACGACCUGACCUAGCAUACCCUCUUAGCAUCUUGGCACGCUAUGUUGCUCCUGGGAGACACCGACCAGAGCACAUGGCUGCAGCGAAGAGGGUGUUGCGCUACUUGUGCAGUACGUCGGGCAUGGGGCUAGUGCUUGGAGGGCGGAGUCCAGUGGUCCUUACUGGUCACGCAGACGCGUCUUGGGUUGACGACCUGGCUACUCAGCGGUCGUCACAGGGUUACACCUUCAGCCUUGGUUCCGGCUCUGUUUCGUGGCGGUCUACCCGCUCGUCUUCUGUUCUCAGCUCCAGUUGUGAGGCUGAGAUCUACGCAGGGGCCAUGGCUGCACAGGAGUUACGCUGGCUCACCUACCUGCUGACUGACCUUGGAGAGCCGCCUCGUUCUCCUCCAGUUCUGUACGUAGACAACAAGGCCAUGCUGGCCUUGUGUCGGGAGCACAGACUGGAGCACAGAACGAAGCACAUUGCUCUUCGCUACUUCCUUGCUCGUGAGCUGCAGCAGCGUGGUCAGCUGCGACUUGCUUACGUGGCCUCUGAGGCCAACACUGCUGAUAUCUUUACCAAGGCACUUCCGCCUGGUGAUCAUCAGCGCUUCUGUACGAUGCUAGGUCUUGUGCCUACUUGGCCUCACUUGCUCACUUCUUGA